UGCAAGGACCACAUUAGAAUUCAUAAACGGUGAACAUGAAACUGGCAGUGUUAGCUCUUUUGGCUUUAGCCGCCGUCGCCACCGGCAGAAGCAUUGACUACGAGGAUGGUCUUGAAGCCGUUACCGCUUAUGGAUACCUUGAAAAAUACGGAAUACCUCGUGCGAAUGAAGUUCGUGAAGCCGAAGAAGCCGAGUUAGCUGGCGGCUCUAGAAUCGCUGGAGGAUCUGCAGCUAGCCUUGGACAAAUCCCAUACCAGGCCGGUAUUGUUAUCCACCUACCUAGAGGACAAGCUAUUUGCGGAGGUUCCCUACUCACCAACCGUAGAGUCCUGACCGCCGCUCACUGUUGGUGGGAUGGCGAGAACCAGGCCCAGAGGUUCACUGUCGUUCUUGGAUCUAUCCGAGUUUUUUCCGGUGGAUUGAGAAUAAACACAAGGGAUAUCGUUAUGCACGAAAAUUGGCAGCCACGUAUUGUCAGAAAUGAUGUUGCUGUGGUUCGCCUCUCCGUGAACGUUGGACUUAACAACAACAUUCAAACCAUUGCCCUGCCUUCUGGAGGUCAACUUAACGAGCACUUCGCUGGAGAGAGGGCCAUAGCUUCUGGUUAUGGUCGUAUUGGCGAUGCUGCCAUUCACGAUAUCACAAUCAACCAGGCUCUGCGCCAUGUUACCCUUGAUGUAAUCAGUAACGCCGUGUGCUCGGACACUCGGGACAUUGGUCCCUUCGUGCACUCCACCAACAUCUGCACCAGCGGCGCCGGUGGCCGCAGCACCUGCAGGGGAGACUCUGGUGGUCCCCUCGUCGUCACCAGAAAUAACAGGCCGCUAUUGAUCGGUGCGACAUCCUUCGGUCACCGUGAUGGUUGCCAGGUAGGCUUCCCCGCUGUCUACGCCAGGAUCACCUCUUUCAAUGACUGGAUCAGAAGAAAUUUGUAAAUCUAAAAGAAAAAGCAUGACAACAAGUUUAUAAUCAAAGAAGACAUUUUAAUAAAUAUUGGUUCGAAA
Molecule: messenger RNA, 1004 nt
Organism: Manduca sexta (tobacco hornworm)
Lineage: Eukaryota; Metazoa; Arthropoda; Insecta; Lepidoptera; Sphingidae
Product: brachyurin-like
Exons: 5
Coding region: 36-935 (299 amino acids)
Biological process (GO): proteolysis
Molecular function (GO): serine-type endopeptidase activity
Source: RefSeq, a predicted model, not a curated record